UUCCGGUCCGCUCCAGCCCCAGCUGGCCCGUGACGCCUUUCUAAACAACAGCCCGGCUCCCCCUCACCUCCUGCCCCGAAUUUUCUCAGUUAAAGCGUCCUGUCCUAUCUCGCGGGAGCGUCGGAAGCGGUUCCCACAGGGAACUGCAAUCCAGAGAGGAGCUCUGCUGUCUUUGGAACUUUCCGGAAUCCCCUGACGCCUGCGCUCCCCGUUCCAGCUCGCUCGCUCGCUCGCUCGCUCGGGAUGCGAGACGCGGCCGCAGUCGGUCUGAAGUGAGGGCGUGUCUGCUGCAGGAAGAAAAACCAGGAAGGAUAAAGGAUUGCUGGAACAGUCAGGAAGUUCCUGCACUCUCUACAUGUAGCAAUGCCAAUAUCUUUCGAAGAAUAAAUGCCAUUUUGGAUGAUUCUCUGGACUUCAGUAAAGUCUGCACAACGCCUGUAAAUCGAGGAAUUCAUGAUCAUUUGCCAGAAUGGCCUUUGGAAAAAAAGAGCAACAGUUUCCCAGAAUGACUGACUUCCAGGACUCUGAAGAAACAGUUACAAGCAGGAUGCUUUUCCCCACCUCUGCGCAAGAAUCUCCCCAAGGCCUCACAGAUGCAAAUGGCUUGUGCCUUGGCCUGCAGUCACUCAGUCUGACUGGCUGGGACCGACCCUGGAGCACCCAAGACUCAGACUCCACAGCCCAGAGCAGCACACAGUCGGUAUUAAGCAUGCUCCAAAAUCCGCUGGGAAAUGUUCUAGGAAAACCCCCCUUGAGCUUCCUGUCUCUGGAUCCCAUUGGGUCUGACUUGGACAAGUUCCCAGCACCCUCAGCUAGAGGAUCUCGCCUGGACACCCGGCCCAUCUUGGACUCCCGUUCUAGCAGCCCCUCUGACUCAGACACAAGUGGCUUCAGCUCUGGAUCAGACCAUCUUUCAGAUUUGAUUUCAAGCCUUCGCAUUUCCCCUCCUCUGCCCUUCCUUUCUAUGACGGGAAAUGGCCCCAGAGACCCUCUAAAGAUGGGAGUUGGGUCCCGAAUGGAACAAGAACAAGCUGCUCUUGCUGCAGUUACUCCCUCUCCAACCAGCGCUUCAAAGAGAUGGCCAGGAGCUUCUGUAUGGCCAUCCUGGGACCUUCUCGGAGCUCCUAAAGACCCUUUCAGCAUAGAGAGAGAGGCUAGGCUACACCGGCAGGCUGCAGCUGUAAAUGAAGCUACCUGUACCUGGAGUGGCCAGCUUCCUCCCCGGAACUAUAAGAACCCCAUCUACUCAUGCAAGGUGUUCCUAGGAGGCGUUCCUUGGGACAUUACAGAAGCUGGAUUGGUUAACACCUUCCGUGUUUUUGGCUCUCUGAGUGUGGAGUGGCCUGGUAAGGAUGGCAAGCACCCCCGGUGUCCUCCCAAAGGUAAUAUGCCUAAAGGGUAUGUGUAUUUGGUGUUUGAACUAGAGAAGUCUGUGCGGGCCUUGCUUCAGGCUUGUUCUCAUGAUCCAUUGAGCCCAGAUGGCCUGAGUGAAUAUUAUUUCAAGAUGUCCAGCCGAAGGAUGCGCUGCAAAGAGGUCCAGGUAAUCCCUUGGGUCUUGGCUGACAGCAACUUUGUCUGGAGCCCAUCUCAGAGGCUGGAUCCCAGCAGGACGGUGUUUGUUGGUGCCUUGCACGGGAUGCUCAAUGCUGAGGCUCUGGCUGCCAUCUUGAAUGACCUAUUUGGUGGAGUGGUGUAUGCUGGGAUUGACACCGAUAAGCACAAGUACCCCAUUGGGUCUGGUCGUGUGACUUUCAAUAACCAACGUAGUUACCUGAAAGCAGUCAGUGCUGCUUUUGUGGAGAUCAAAACCACCAAGUUUACCAAGAAGGUUCAGAUUGACCCCUAUCUAGAAGAUUCUCUGUGUCUUAUCUGCAGUUCACAGCCUGGUCCUUUCUUCUGCCGAGAUCAGGUCUGCUUCAAGUACUUUUGCCGAAGCUGCUGGCACUGGCGACACAGCAUGGAAGGCCUGCGCCACCACAGCCCCCUAAUGAGGAACCAGAAGAACUGAGAUUCCAGCUAGAGAAGCUGGCCUUGCCCAGUGGUCUAUGGCGCCCAAGGCUGGCAAGUCAGGUAGCAGCCUGUACCCUGCACUGGCGCCAAAGGAGCUAGCUUUCUGCAGACAAGGGAAAAUUUUAGUCACCUUUGUACUUGCUAAAUAUGUCUUUGUUUCUGCACUAAUUAAUGCACAAUGAGUUUUGUCAGGUUUUGUUUUCAGGGGGGGUGUGCCAGAGCAAGGACCCUCAGGCUCACCCUCAAGCAACUGUAGUUUUCCCAGAUUCUAAUUCCUGAUUUUGCAAACGAAAAGAAAACAACAACAACAAACUAUGUGUCCAGAAGGUAUUGGCACAGAUGUGUACCUUUAGGUUUAUUUAUUAAAAUGCUUUUUACAUUCCUUGCAAUACUGACGGUGGUGAUGCGCAGGACUCAUUGGUUCAUUCUUGCAGUUGCCAUACAGUGCCUUUCCAUUUAUUUAAUCCCCACCUGAACGGCAUAAACUGAGUGUUCAGCUGGUGUUUUUUACUGUAAACAAACAAGGAGACUUUGCUCUUCAUUUAAACCAAAUCAUAUUUCAUAGUUUACGCUCGAGGGUUUUUACUGGUUCCUUUUUACACUCCUUAAAACAGUUUUUAAGUCGUUUGGAACAAUAGAUUUUUUUUUUCCUGGCAGCUUUUAACAUUAUAGCAAAUUUGUGUCUGGGGGACUGCUGGUCACAGUUGCAAAUCAAAGCAUUUGUAACCAAGAGAAAAAUUAUUUUAUUUAAAACUGGACCGGAGGAAAAAAAUUACGUCUGAGCAGCUGCUGUAUAUAGUUUAAAAUGGUUUGUCGCGCCUUCUUACGUUGCACUUACGUGGGGGGAGGGUUGAUAGGAGUUUUUAAUCACAGUCACAGGACUUUUUCUUUUGUAACUGAGCUUAAAAAUUAUAAAAAAAAAAAGGGCUGCUUUUUGGUGGGGGCAGGUGAAGGCUCACAGGAGCCCUUUCUCUUAGAGGGGCAAGUACCCUUCUUACGUCUUUUAUUUGAAGAGUGUACGAAUCAACAGUUACAGUUGACAAGAAUGCUACUGGAAUUUGAAAACUUGACUCUUCUUUUUCUUUUUAAUUUAAUUACUACUUGCCCCUCUUAGGGAAGCUGUGUGCCAAAGAACCAGUGUCAUAACCCCCUCCUCCCUCCUGCUGAGCUGAUGUUGCAUUGUUGCAUAUCCCAGCUACUCUGUGGGUUUUGUGAAGCUGUGUGUGAAGUCUCUACCUCAUUGUUGUAUAUGCAGGCAAGACUGCACUCUCCUACAGGUGUGUGGAGUAAGCUGUGGUGUACUUUUUUUGGCACAUAAUAAACACGUUGCAGCAAA
Meriones unguiculatus (Mongolian gerbil) is the source of this 3346-nucleotide messenger RNA. It is a transcript of the gene Cpeb1, whose product is annotated as cytoplasmic polyadenylation element binding protein 1. Gene Ontology annotation, cellular component: synapse; nucleus; cytoplasm. Gene Ontology annotation, biological process: negative regulation of cytoplasmic translation. Gene Ontology annotation, molecular function: ribosome binding; mRNA 3'-UTR binding; mRNA regulatory element binding translation repressor activity. The coding region runs from base 470 to 2008 and encodes 512 amino acids. The record is from RefSeq and is a predicted model, not a curated record. NCBI's taxonomy places the organism in Eukaryota, Metazoa, Chordata, Mammalia, Rodentia, Muridae. The transcript is spliced from 13 exons.